AUGGAGGCGGAAAUCCAGAAGCGGAUUCCCGGAAUUGAUCAUGUGAUAUCUGAAUACUCAGUGGGUUACCUGACCCAUGCAUCUAAAACUUAUGUCGAGGACUCUGAUCCAAAUGCACCGUCGCCCUUGUCAGAAGCUGCGGAAGCAAUCUCGGCACUGCUUGUAUCUGCCUCAGGGGACUUCAGCCCUAAAAAUGAAGAGGAAAUCCAGAAUCUGAUCAAGAAAUUUGUCUCGACUCUCAGAGCUGCAAAUGGCGUCGAUGCCAAAUCCCAUGUGCCCUUUGCGGCCAAGAAGCUCGACCAGACCAUACAUGUCGGUUCGCAGCGCAAUAUGUCAUCGACCCUAGGCUUGGCUGGGGCUUCAGUUGACCUGGAAUCUGCCAAUACGCGGAAGGUGGAAUCCCGCGUCGACAAGAAGAAGCUAGAAAAGGCAGAGGCCAAGAUCCGCGCGAAGCAGGCGAGGAAAGUGAUGAAGACCGUUGAGUACGAGGCGUCACGCUUGCUCAAAGAGCCCGAGUCCACGCAGUCCUAUGAGGAGUUCUACAUGGCAGUCAACCCCUUACAACUGGGCGGGGAUGCGUCGAAGAGCAAGGAUGUUAAGGUCGACAGCUUCGAUGUUGCAAUCUCUGGCAAGCGGAUUUUAACAGAUGCGUCGUUGACCUUGGCAUAUGGGAGGCGCUACGGUUUGGUUGGCCAGAACGGUAUUGGAAAGAGUACUCUGCUUCGUGCGCUGAGUCGGCGAGAAGUGCCUAUUCCCACGCAUAUUUCCAUUCUUCACGUAGAACAAGAGAUUGCUGGUGACGACACUCCGGCAUUGCAAGCUGUUCUGGAUGCCGAUGUUUGGCGGAAACACCUUCUUAAGGAGCAAGACAAAAUCUCGGCUGAGCUUGCAUCCAUCGAGCAAGAGCGUUCGUCCAUGGCGGAUACUUCGAAAGACGCUAUACGCCUUGACAAGGAUAGGGACGCGCUCGACAUCACGUUAAGUGAUAUUCAAGGCAAACUAGCAGAAAUGGAGUCAGAUAAGGCAGAGCCUCGCGCCGCAAGCAUCCUUGCCGGGUUGGGCUUCUCCCCAGAGCGGCAGCAGUUUGCCACAAAGACCUUCUCUGGGGGCUGGCGUAUGCGUCUUGCUUUAGCCCGUGCUCUAUUUUGCGAGCCUGAUCUAUUAUUGCUCGACGAGCCGUCUAACAUGUUGGACGUGCCGUCCAUUACAUUCUUGUCAAACUAUCUCCAGACGUAUCCAAGCACGGUCUUAGUUGUUUCUCACGAUCGAUCAUUCCUCAAUGAGGUUGCAACUGAUAUUAUCCACCAACAUGCUGAGCGAUUGGACUAUUAUAGAGGUGCUAAUUUCGAAUCCUUUUACGCAACCAAGGAAGAGCGAAGAAAGACUGCCAAAAAGGAAUACGAAAAUCAAAUGGCUCAAAGAGCUCAUUUGCAAGCUUUCAUUGAUAAAUUCCGCUACAACGCCGCGAAAUCCUCCGAAGCGCAAUCAAGAAUCAAGAAACUCGAGCGCAUGCCGGUUCUGCAACCGCCUGAGAACGAAUACGUCGUCCACUUCAGUUUCCCAGAGGUCGAGAAACUAUCUCCACCCAUCGUGCAGAUGUCAGAAGUCUGCUUCGGUUACACAAAGGACAAACCUCUUCUAAAGAACGUCGACUUGGAUGUACAGCUCGAUUCACGGAUUGGCAUUGUUGGGCCCAACGGAGCUGGCAAAACCACUGUGUUGAAACUGCUCAUUGGCCAACUACAACCCACGUCAGGACUCAUAUCUCAGCACCCUAGACUCCGGAUUGGGUUCUUCGCGCAGCAUCAUGUGGAUGCACUGGACAUGAAUACCAGCGCUGUCGGAUUCAUGGCAAAAAAUUACCCGGGACGGACAGACGAAGAAUACCGGCGACAUCUAGGAGCUUUCGGCAUCACCGGCAUGACGGGCCUUCAAAAGCUUGAACUCCUAUCCGGCGGCCAAAAGUCCCGCGUUGCCUUUGCGUGCCUCUCGCUAACGAACCCGCACAUCCUCGUUCUCGACGAGCCGUCCAACCAUCUCGACAUCGAGGCGAUGGAUGCGCUGUCCGACGCAUUGAAGAAAUUCCAGGGCGGCGUGCUGAUGGUCUCGCACGACGUGACGAUGUUGCAGAAUGUGUGCACAAGCUUGUGGGUCUGCGAUCAUGGGACGGUGGAGAAGUUCCCUGGCGAUGUCAAGGCGUAUAAGAAGAGGAUCACAGAACAAGCCAAUGCGGCGGGAGUGGUUGCUGCGCAUUAG
Molecule: messenger RNA, 2256 nt
Organism: Histoplasma mississippiense
Lineage: Eukaryota; Fungi; Ascomycota; Eurotiomycetes; Onygenales; Ajellomycetaceae
Exons: 8
Coding region: 1-2256 (751 amino acids)
Molecular function (GO): ATP hydrolysis activity; ATP binding
Source: RefSeq, a predicted model, not a curated record